UCUCUCUACCAUCUCUCUCUUUCUCUUGCGCUCUCUCUCUCAUCUCUCUCCCAUUUCUUUCUCUCUCUCUCUCUCUCUUUCUCUCUCUCUCUCCUUCUCCCUCGGUCGCACGCUUAGUUUAUACAUCCUGAAGUACUGCAAGCCACACUCCCCUCUCUCUCUCUCUCUCUCUCUCUCUCUCUCUCUCUCACACACACACACACACACACACACACUGAAAGGGAUGGAUUCCAGCAGCGCGCGCUGAUACUACACCCUUGCGCGAGGAGAGAAGAGUGACGUUAUUCUAACUCCAUGAGGUGUGCAGUCAUGGUUCUGAGGGGGCUGUUCUUGUUGUUGCUGCUGGUUCAGUUUUCCGCUGAGGGCACUGCCAAAGAAGGAGGCAAACCCAAGAAAGGCAAGAAGGGCAAGCAAGUCAUCUGUCCCUCUCAGUUGUCGGCUGAAGACCUCGAUCGAGUUCCUGCCAACUCCACCAGUAACAUCCUCAACCGCCUGCUGGUGACUUACGACUCCCGUAUUCGCCCCAACUUCAAAGGCAUUCCAGUGGAGGACAAGGUGAACAUUUUCAUCAACAGCUUUGGGUCAAUUCAGGAGACCACCAUGGACUACCGCGUAAACAUUUUCCUGCGGCAGCGAUGGAACGACCCGCGACUGCGCUUGCCGACGGACUUCAAAUCGGACUCGCUGACCGUGGACCCCAAAAUGUUCCAGUGCCUCUGGAAGCCCGACCUUUUCUUCGCCAAUGAAAAGAAUGCCAACUUCCACGACGUCACCCAGGAGAACAUCCUCCUCUUCAUCUUUCGAAACGGUGACGUCCUCAUCAGCAUGAGGUUGUCAGUGACUCUAUCUUGUCCCCUGGAUCUCACCCUUUUUCCUAUGGACACACAACUAUGCAAAAUGCAACUGGAAAGCUUUGGCUACACCACAAAGGACCUGGUGUUCAUGUGGCAGUCUGGGGACCCAGUUCAGAUGGAUGAAAUUGCAUUGCCGCAAUUUGAUGUCAAGCAAGAAGAUAUUGAAUACGGCAACUGCACCAAAUUCUAUCCUGGAACAGGCUAUUAUACAUGUGUGGAGGUGAUAUUCACAUUGAGGAGGCAGGUGGGCUUCUAUAUGAUGGGUGUCUAUGCGCCCACUCUUCUCAUUGUGGUGCUGUCGUGGCUCUCUUUCUGGAUCAACCCCGAUGCCAGCGCAGCCCGCGUUCCAUUAGGUAUUCUGUCUGUUUUGUCACUCUCUUCUGAAUGUACGUCUCUGGCGUCUGAACUGCCAAAGGUUUCAUAUGUGAAGGCCAUUGAUAUCUGGAUGAUUGCUUGCCUGCUCUUUGGCUUCGCCUCUCUGGUGGAGUACGCUGUGGUUCAGGUCAUGCUGAACAGUCCCAAGCGCAUAGAGGCGGAGAAGGCAAAGAUGGCGCAGAAAGACAAGGAGAGAGAAAAAGAAGGGAAGACGCCGGCCAAAGCCAACACAGUCAACGGCACCGGCGGGACGCCUAUUCACGUCAGCACGCUGCAGGUUGUUGAAACUCGCUGUAAGAAAGUGUGCACCUCCAAAUCAGACCUGCGCUCCAACGACUUCAGCAUAGUGGGUUCCCUCCCGCGGGACUUUGAGCUGUCCAACUUUGACUGCUACGGCAAACCCAUCGAGGUGGCCAAUGCUCUGGGCAAGUCACAGAACAAAAACAACAAGAAGCCACCGCCCGCCAAACCGGUCAUUCCAUCCGCUGCCAAGAGAAUUGACCUUUACGCCCGCGCUCUCUUCCCUUUCUCCUUCCUUUUCUUCAACGUCAUCUACUGGUCUGUUUACCUGUGAGCGUCUCAGACAGCGUUAGGGGUGUACCUUUCUGACCUCAGUAUGAUUAUUUGAUUGAUUAUGGCUCUUUAGGAAACUAAGCAAUGCAUCAUAAAGUCCGACAUUUUACCACGAUUGGAUUCUGUUUGGAAUGAUUCAGAAAGUGUUUUAUAAAACACACGGGAUACACUAACGUGACUGUAUACACAGUGGUGAAUAUAUAUCCUGCGCAAAAUUCAGAGAGCACCGUUUCAUAUGUGUCAUUUUCAGUCAAGUUAUUCGUCGGAAAAAAGCAGCAAACAUAUUCUUCACAGAAGAUCACACAGAAGCCUCUGAUACAAGCAACUAUCUGCAUUUAGUUGGUUUUCUUGUUCACUCUACUGCCACUUUAACUCUUGUAUCCAUCCAGUCCUAAACCAACCAGUUCCAGCUGUGUCCUUCCAACGAAAGGAGUCAAUGACAUUAUGUUCCCUUUCAAAGAGACACUGAUGUACUGUGGGUCUGGAUGCCAUUAACUGAAAUAAAACGUUUAAAGCUGUACUUGCUGUGGAUUGUGAGAAGCAAAAAAUAUAACCAACUACUAAGACUGAACUUCGGAGGUUUGUAAAAAUGUCUGCGGAUUUCUUUGAAAAACUGAUAGUAAGUCGCCUGAAAACAAUGGCAGCUGCAUUACGGCACAUUAAGUACAUUAAGUCCUGAAUAAACUGUACGUAGUUGUUGAGGCUUCUGUGUCAGAUUUAUGUUUCUUGCUUUUUCCUGACAGUGAAAUGUGUUUUUUUGAAAAUUUGAUUUUAGAUCCUAACAUUCCAAAGUCAAUGCAGUUGAACUGCGGCAUUCGGAUUCACGCAUCGAUGCGCUGAUGCGUUUUACACCUCUAAAACGUGUGAUUGUGAACAUGCAUGACUACAGGGAAGAUGUUCCGAGCAUGUAUGAAGCAUAAAAGACUCCCACAAAUUUUCCCAUGUUGGAUAUUUUGUUGCGAUAACGAGAAAAGACUCUCCUCGUUUGGUGUUCGCCAUGUUGUGCUGUUCCCAUGUAGCUGCUUGAGAUUCCCGGCUUUAAAGAGAGUGACGUCAUUAAGUCCCUGUCAAAAUGCCAACGGUUCCUUUAUUUGAUAAUGACAUUGCGUUUUCGACAGCAUGACUUUGCAGAACAUUCGUGAGAAGCUAUGUUACGUCUAGAGUGACUGUGCCAGCGUUCCUGCAUCGGGUCCGUUCCACAUCUGUGUCUGUGUGUUUGCACCAGAGAAAGCAGGAGAGCCCCCUGUAAGUGUGUGUUAACCUAUAUCCAUUUUCUGCCCAUCUGAAUGAUGGUACUCCACCUACUAAAUUGCCGACUGAGCGUUUCUAGGUUUUAUUAACUCGGGCUCUUUUCUCUGCUGAGCUGGUAAAGCCGAGGAGUGAUGAAUCGGAUAGUGGUGUUCUCAAAAGGCCGUUGGAGAAAAGGCGUGUUUUUGUGCGUGUAAAUAGCUGGAGCUGCUGUGCAAUAAAGACCUUCAUUCAUCCCC
Molecule: messenger RNA, 3289 nt
Organism: Pygocentrus nattereri (red-bellied piranha)
Lineage: Eukaryota; Metazoa; Chordata; Actinopteri; Characiformes; Serrasalmidae
Gene: glrba
Product: glycine receptor, beta a
Exons: 11
Coding region: 295-1803 (502 amino acids)
Biological process (GO): signal transduction; nervous system process; regulation of membrane potential
Cellular component (GO): neuron projection; postsynaptic membrane; synapse
Molecular function (GO): extracellularly glycine-gated chloride channel activity; transmembrane signaling receptor activity; neurotransmitter receptor activity
Source: RefSeq, a predicted model, not a curated record